This is a messenger RNA of Coniosporium apollinis CBS 100218, 2217 nucleotides long. RefSeq lists its product as uncharacterized. The coding region runs from base 1 to 2217 and encodes 738 amino acids. The record is from RefSeq and is a predicted model, not a curated record. NCBI's taxonomy places the organism in Eukaryota, Fungi, Ascomycota, Dothideomycetes. Gene Ontology annotation, biological process: spliceosomal complex disassembly. Gene Ontology annotation, cellular component: U2-type post-mRNA release spliceosomal complex. The transcript has a single exon. Gene Ontology annotation, molecular function: nucleic acid binding.
AUGGAGCGCCCCUCAUUCAAGCGCAAAAGCGACUUCCCCGACGCCCGCAGCCCCAAAACCCCCAAAACCACCAACGGCGCGCCUGGCGGCAAGAUGUCCUUCGCGCAGCGCAUGAUGGCGAAGAUGGGCCACCAGGAAGGCCAAGGCCUCGGCAAGAGCGGCGAAGGCAUCCUCAACCCCAUCGAAGUGAAGCAGCGGCCACAGGGCGCGGGCGUUGGCGCCGUCAAGGAGAAGACGGAGCAAGCGAAAAGGGAAGCGAAGCGCGCUGCUGCUGCCAGGGGAGAGGAGUAUGAGGACUCGAGCGAGGAGGAGCGCAAGGCGAGGAAGAAGAGGAAGGAGGCGCUGAGGAGGGGGGAUGGGAGUGCGACGGCUAGUGGGGCGAGCACGCCUGGGGGUUUCCAGAGGCAGAAGACGAGGUAUAGGACCGCGGCGGAGAUUGAGGCUAGGGCGGAGGGCCUGGAGGUGCCGAAUGUGCUGAAGAGUCUGAUUGAUGCCACGGGGCGGGAGACGAGGCUGUUGACGUCGACGGCGGGGCUGAUGACGCCGACGGGAGUGCAGGAUAAGGAGACGGAGAAGGAGAGAUUGGCGAAGAUGGCGAGGAAGGAGUUGGAGGGGUUUGCGGAUGCGUGGAACGAAAGUGUGCAGAGGGCGAAGUGGGUCGAAGCGGAGGAAGAGCAACUGAGGGCGGAGAUGCAGGCGCAGGAAGAGGAGGUCAUGAGGCUAAAUGGGGUCGUCGAAGCUGUGGAGGCGCUGAGCGGGCUAAGUCUAGGCAAGCCAGUGUCGGCGGAUGAGGCUACAAAAAGAUGGGAGGAGGUCACAAGCCGGCUAGAAACGAUGCAGGAAGAAUACAGAGACGAGAUUGACAACUUUGGGAUCUCCGAGGCCGCGGUGGCCGCCAUACAUCCUCUGUUCAAGCUAGAGAUGCUGGACUGGGACCCUCUCGGGAACCCCACACAUCUGGUAUCCUACUUCACCCGCCUCCGCACCAUCCUGCGCGUCAACCGCAACGACCUUGCGCUCCUAAACGGCCACGACGACUUCGAAGGCGUGUCGCGCCGCCACAAAUCCACCACUCCCUACGAAACCCUCAUAUACUCCCUCUGGCUCCCGCGCGUUCGGACCUCGAUCACGAACAGCUGGUCACCCUACGAUCCCACAUCCCUCAUAACCCUCGUGGACGCCUGGCGGCCAAUCCUCCCCGAAUUCAUCUACCACCACCUGAUCGACCAGCUCAUCGUGACCAAGCUCUCCUCGAACCUCAGCGCCUGGAAUCCGCGCACAUCCCUCUCGCUCAAGAAACACAAGCACCCCACCCCGCUCCCUCACACCUGGCUCUUCCCCUGGCUCCCCUACCUCCCCGACACACACACCGACCCCCGCUCCCCCACCGGGCUUCUCGCAGACGUGAAGCGGAAGCUCCGCAGCGCGCUCGACACAUGGGACCUCACCCGCGGCGUGCUCCCCGGCCUCGACGCCUGGCGCGACGUCCUCAGCACCGUCCUCCAGGAGACCCUGAUCCGGCACCUCCUGCCGCGGCUUGCUGCGCACCUCUCCUCGAACUUGGAAGUCGACCCCGCGGACCAGGACCUCACGCCGCUCGAGCACGUCCUCGCCUGGCAGCGCUACUUCGCCCCCAAAAUCCUCGCCCAGCUGCUCGUGGUUGAGUUUUUCUCAAAGUGGCUCAACACGCUGCAUCUGUGGCUGACGGCGGAGCCGAACUACGAGGAAGUAGGCCAAUGGUUCAGCUGGUGGAAGCAGCAGUUCCCCGACGCUGUGAACGCCGUGCCGGCCGUGGCCGCGGAGUGGGAGCGUGGCCUUGCGAUGAUGAACGAAGCGCUAGACCUCGGGCCCGAACGCGCGCGGACGGAGCUUGCGCGCCCCGCUGCAGGACCCGCGCGGCCGGUUGGCGGAACCGCAGGGACGCCGAAACCAAAGAGCACGCCUUCGAGGGGCAGGGAGGUCGUGGCGGAGACGACGUUCCGAGAUGUCGUGGAGGCGUGGUGCGCGGAGGAGAGCUUGUUGUUGGUGCCGCUGAGGGAGGCGCAUGAGCGGACGGGGCUGCCGCUGUUUAGGAUCACGGCUAGUGCGACGGGGAGGGGGGGCGUGUUGGUUUAUUUGAAGGGGGAUGUGGUGUGGGCGCAGGAUAAGAGGGAUAAGAGUCUUUGGGAACCGGUGGGGUUGGAGGAAGGGCUGGUGAGGAGGGCGGAGGGGAAGUGA